CAAGAUGGCGGAGGCCAAGUAGCCAGGGGGCGGAGUGUGGCCCCCGGAAACCCGGCGGCUGCUGGGGGAGCGGCGGCCGCGGUGGCGCGAUGCCGUGCCCGGGGGGCGCCGCGGGCCGCUGCUGAGGACGGGACGCGCGGCGCCGCCUAUGUGCGCCUCGCUGGGCUCGGGUCCGGUCGCCGCUGCGCCUGCCUGUGGCCGCCCUGCGCCCGCGGCUCCCGGAGCCCCGGCGGCGGCGGCGGCUGCGUCCCGGCGGAGAGGAAGCGCCCGGCGGCGUCCGGCAGGUCCAAGGGUAGCCAAGGAUGGCUGCAGCUUCAUAUGAUCAGUUGUUAAAGCAAGUUGAGGCAUUGAAGAUGGAGAACUCAAAUCUUCGACAAGAGCUAGAAGAUAAUUCCAAUCAUCUUACAAAACUGGAAACUGAGGCAUCUAAUAUGAAGGAAGUACUUAAACAACUACAAGGAAGUAUUGAAGAUGAAGCUAUGGCUUCUGCUGGACAGAUUGACUUAUUAGAGCGUCUCAAAGAACUUAACUUAGAUAGCAGUAAUUUCCCUGGAGUGAAACUACGGUCAAAAAUGUCCCUCCGUUCUUAUGGAAGCCGCGAAGGAUCUGUAUCUAGUCGUUCGGGAGAGUGCAGUCCUGUUCCUAUGGGUUCAUUUCCAAGAAGAGGGUUUGUAAACGGAAGCAGAGAGAAUACUGGUUAUUUAGAGGAACUUGAGAAAGAGAGAUCAUUACUUCUUGCUGAUCUUGACAAAGAAGAAAAGGAAAAAGAUUGGUAUUAUGCUCAACUUCAGAAUCUCACUAAAAGAAUAGAUAGUCUCCCUUUAACUGAAAAUUUUUCCUUACAAACAGAUAUGACCAGAAGACAAUUAGAAUAUGAAGCAAGGCAAAUCAGAGUUGCAAUGGAAGAACAACUAGGUACUUGCCAGGAUAUGGAAAAAAGAGCGCAGCGAAGAGUAACCAGAAUUCAACAAAUAGAGAAGGACAUACUUCGUAUACGACAGCUUUUACAGUCCCAAGCAACAGAAGCAGAGAGAUCAUCUCAGAGCAAGCAUGAAGCCGGCUCACAUGAAGCUGAGCGGCAGAAUGAAGGUCAAGGAGUGGGAGAAAUCAACAUGGCAACUUCUGGUAGUGCUCAGGGUUCAACUGCACGAAUGGAUCAUGAAACAGCAAGCGUUUUGAGUUCUAGUAGCACACACUCUGCUCCUCGAAGGUUGACAAGUCAUCUGGGUACCAAGGUGGAAAUGGUGUAUUCAUUGUUGUCAAUGCUUGGUACUCAUGAUAAGGAUGAUAUGUCGCGAACUUUGCUAGCUAUGUCUAGCUCCCAAGACAGCUGUAUAUCCAUGCGACAGUCUGGAUGUCUUCCUCUCCUCAUCCAGCUUUUACAUGGCAAUGACAAAGACUCUGUGUUGUUGGGAAAUUCCCGGGGCAGUAAAGAGGCUCGGGCCAGGGCCAGUGCAGCACUUCACAACAUCAUUCACUCACAGCCUGAUGACAAGAGAGGCAGGCGUGAAAUCCGAGUCCUUCAUCUUUUGGAACAGAUACGAGCUUACUGUGAAACCUGUUGGGAGUGGCAGGAAGCCCAUGAACAAGGCAUGGACCAGGACAAAAAUCCAAUGCCAGCUCCUGUUGAACAUCAGAUCUGUCCUGCUGUGUGUGUUCUAAUGAAACUUUCAUUUGAUGAAGAGCAUAGACAUGCAAUGAAUGAACUUGGUAGGAAGGCUACCCGGGGCAUUUCAUCACAGGAGCUAGGGCAGGGGCUUUCAGGGGGACUACAGGCCAUUGCAGAAUUAUUGCAAGUGGACUGUGAAAUGUAUGGGCUAACUAAUGACCACUACAGUAUUACAUUAAGGCGAUAUGCUGGAAUGGCUCUGACAAACUUGACUUUUGGAGAUGUAGCCAACAAGGCUACACUCUGCUCUAUGAAAGGCUGCAUGAGAGCACUUGUGGCCCAACUAAAAUCUGAAAGUGAGGACUUACAGCAGGUUAUUGCAAGUGUUUUGAGGAAUUUGUCUUGGCGAGCAGAUGUAAAUAGUAAAAAGACAUUGCGUGAAGUUGGAAGUGUGAAAGCAUUAAUGGAAUGUGCUUUGGAAGUUAAAAAGGAAUCAACCCUCAAAAGCGUAUUGAGUGCCUUAUGGAAUUUGUCAGCACACUGCACUGAGAAUAAAGCUGAUAUAUGUGCUGUGGAUGGUGCACUUGCGUUCCUGGUUGGCACUCUCACUUACCGAAGCCAGACAAAUACUUUAGCCAUUAUCGAAAGUGGAGGUGGGAUAUUACGGAAUGUGUCCAGCUUGAUAGCCACAAACGAGGACCACAGGCAAAUCCUAAGAGAGAACAACUGCCUGCAAACCUUAUUACAACACUUGAAAUCUCACAGUUUGACAAUAGUUAGUAAUGCAUGUGGAACCUUGUGGAAUCUCUCAGCAAGAAAUCCAAAAGACCAAGAAGCAUUAUGGGACAUGGGGGCAGUCAGCAUGCUCAAGAACCUCAUUCAUUCAAAGCACAAAAUGAUUGCUAUGGGAAGUGCCGCAGCUUUAAGGAAUCUCAUGGCUAAUAGACCUGCAAAGUAUAAGGAUGCCAAUAUUAUGUCUCCUGGUUCAAGCUUGCCAUCUCUUCAUGUCAGGAAACAAAAAGCCCUAGAAGCAGAAUUAGAUGCUCAGCAUUUAUCAGAAACUUUUGACAAUAUUGACAAUUUAAGUCCCAAGGCAUCUCAUCGUAACAAGCAACGACACAAGCCAAAUCUGUAUGGUGACUAUGUUUUUGACACCAAUCGACAUGAUGAUAAUAGGUCAGACAAUUUUAAUACUGGAAAUAUGACUGUCCUUUCACCAUAUUUAAAUACUACAGUGUUGCCCAGCUCUUCUUCAUCAAGAGGAAGUUUAGACAGUUCUCGUUCUGAAAAAGAUAGAAGUUUGGAGAGAGAACGAGGAAUUAGCCUAGGCAACUACCACCCAGCAACGGAAAAUCCAGGCACGUCUUCAAAGCGAGGUUUGCAGAUUUCCACCACUGCCGCCCAGAUUGCCAAAGUCAUGGAAGAAGUAUCAGCCAUUCACACCUCCCAGGAAGACAGAAGUUCUGGGUCUACCACUGAGUUACACUGUGGGACAGAUGAGAGGAACACACUAAGAAGAAGCUCGGCUGCCCACACACAUGCAAACACAUACAGCUUCACGAAGUCAGAAAAUUCAAACAGGACGUGUCCUGUGCCUUAUGCUAAAUUGGAAUACAAGAGAUCUUCAAAUGAUAGUUUAAACAGUGUCAGUAGUAGUGAUGGUUAUGGCAAAAGAGGUCAGAUGAAGCCUUCCAUUGAAUCCUAUUCUGAAGAUGACGAAAGUAAAUUUUGCAGCUAUGGUCAAUACCCAGCUGACCUAGCCCAUAAAAUACAUAGUGCAAAUCAUAUGGAUGACAACGAUGGAGAGCUAGAUACACCCAUAAAUUAUAGUCUUAAGUAUUCAGACGAGCAGUUGAACUCUGGAAGGCAAAGCCCCUCACAGAAUGAAAGAUGGGCAAGACCCAAACAUAUAAUAGAAGACGAAAUAAAACAAAGUGAGCAAAGACAAUCAAGAAGUCAAAGCACAACUUACCCUGUAUACACUGAGAGCACUGAUGAUAAACACCUCAAGUUCCAGCCACAUUUUGGACAGCAGGAAUGUGUUUCCCCAUAUAGGUCAAGAGGAGCCAGUGGUUCAGAAACGAAUCGAGUAGGUUCUAAUCAUGGAAUUAAUCAAAACGUAAACCAGUCUUUGUGUCAGGAAGAUGACUAUGAAGACGAUAAGCCAACCAACUAUAGUGAACGUUACUCUGAGGAAGAGCAACACGAGGAAGAAGAAAGACCAACAAAUUAUAGCAUAAAGUACAAUGAAGAAAAACAUCACGUGGAUCAGCCUAUUGAUUAUAGUUUAAAAUAUGCCACAGACAUUCCUUCCUCACAGAAACCACCAUUUUCAUUCUCAAAGAAUUCCUCUGGGCAAAGCACUAAAACUGAACACCUCUCUGCAAGCAGUGAGAAUACAUCCACGCCUUCAUCCAGUGCCAAGAGGCAGACUCAGCACCAUCCCAGCUCAGCACAAAGUAGAAAUGGCCAGACCCCAAAAGCCAACUCCUGCAAAGUUCCCUCUAUCAACCAGGAAACGAUACAGACGUACUGUGUAGAGGACACCCCAAUUUGUUUCUCGCGUUGCAGUUCACUAUCCUCUCUGUCCUCAGCUGAAGAUGAGAUCGGAUGUGACCCGGCACCACAGGAGGCAGAGUCUGCUAAUACCCUACAAAGAGCAGAAAUCAAAGAAAACAGUGGGACAAGGACAACAGAAGAUGCUGUGAGUGAGGUUCCAGCAGCGUCACCGCACAUCAGAACCAAAUCCAGCAGACUUCAGGCUUCUGGUUUAUCUGCAGAGUCAACCAGGCACAAAGCUGUUGAAUUUUCUUCAGGAGCCAAAUCUCCAUCAAAAAGCGGUGCUCAGACCCCUAAAAGUCCACCAGAGCACUAUGUUCAGGAGACUCCGCUCAUGUUUAGCAGGUGUACGUCAGUCAGUUCGCUCGACAGUUUUGAAAGUCGUUCAAUUGCCAGCUCUGUUCAGAGCGAACCCUGCAGUGGCAUGGUGAGUGGCAUUAUAAGCCCCAGUGACCUUCCAGAUAGCCCAGGACAAACCAUGCCGCCAAGCAGGAGUAAAACCCCUCCCCCUCCCCCUCAGACAGUUCAGACUAAGCGAGAGGUCCCUAAAAACAAAGCCUCUGCUGCCGAGAAGAGAGAGAGCGGCCCUAAGCAAGCUGCUGUGAAUGCUGCAGUUCAGAGAGUCCAGGUUCUUCCAGAUGCUGACACUCUAUUGCAUUUUGCCACAGAAAGUACUCCGGAUGGAUUUUCUUGUUCAUCCAGCCUGAGUGCUCUGAGCCUUGAUGAGCCAUUUAUACAGAAAGACGUGGAAUUAAGAAUAAUGCCUCCAGUUCAGGAAAACGACAAUGGGAACGAAACUGAGUCUGAGCAGCCUGAAGAAGCAAAUGAAAACCAGGAAAAAGAGCCCGAAAAGCCUACUGAUUCUGAAAAAGACCUGUUAGAUGACUCAGAUGAUGAUGAUAUUGAAAUACUUGAAGAGUGUAUUAUUUCUGCCAUGCCAACAAAAUCUUCACGCAAAGCCAAAAAACCAGCCCAGACUGCUCCAAAAUUACCUCCCCCUGUGGCAAGGAAGCCAAGUCAACUCCCCGUCUACAAACUCCUUCCCUCACAAAACAGGUUACAGGCGCAAAAGCAUGUUAGCUUCACCCCAGGAGAGGAUAUGCCGCGGGUGUACUGUGUCGAAGGGACGCCUAUCAACUUCUCCACAGCUACGUCUCUAAGCGAUCUGACAAUAGAAUCUCCUCCAAAUGAGUUAGCUGCUGGAGAAGGGGUUAGAGCCGGGGUGCAGCCAAGUGAAUUCGAGAAACGAGAUACCAUUCCUACAGAAGGCAGAAGUACAGACGAGGCUCAAAGAGGAAAAGCCCCGGCGGUGACUAUACCUGAGCUGGAUGACAGUAAAACAGAAGAGGGGGAUAUUCUCGCAGAGUGCAUUAAUUCUGCUAUGCCCAAAGGAAAAAGUCACAAGCCUUUCCGUGUGAAGAAGAUAAUGGACCAGGUCCAGCAGGCGUCUGUGUCUUCAUCUGGAACUAACAAAAAUCAGUUAGAUGGCAAGAAAAAGAAACCUACUUCACCAGUAAAACCUAUACCACAGAGCGCCGAAUACAGGACACGUGUAAGAAAACACACAGACUCAAAAAAUAAUGUAAAUGCUGAAAGAACUUUCUCAGACAACAAAGAUUCAAAGAAACAGAACUUGAAAAAUAAUUCCAAGGACUUCAAUGAUAAGCUACCAAAUAACGAAGAUCGAGUCAGAGGAAGUUUUACUUUCGAUUCACCUCAUCACUACACGCCCAUUGAAGGAACUCCGUACUGUUUUUCACGAAAUGAUUCUUUGAGUUCUCUAGAUUUUGAGGAUGAUGAUGUUGACCUUUCCAGGGAAAAGGCUGAAUUAAGAAAAGGGAAAGAAAAUAAAGACUCAGAAGCUAAAGUCCCCAGCCACACAGAACCAACCUCUAACCAACAAUCCGCUAAUAAAACCCAGGCUGUUACAAAACACCCCGUAAAUCGAGGUCAGUCUAAACCUGUGCUGCAGAAGCAGCCCACGUUUCCACAGUCCUCCAAAGACCUACCAGACAGAGGGGCAGCAACUGAUGAGAAAUUGCAGAAUUUUGCUAUCGAAAAUACUCCAGUGUGCUUUUCUCGGAACUCCUCUCUAAGUUCUCUUAGUGACAUUGACCAAGAAAACAACAAUAACAAAGAAAAUGAACCUCUCAAAGAGGCCGAGCCCCCUGACUCCCAGGGAGAACCCAGUAAACCUCAGGCAUCGGGUUACGCACCUAAAUCCUUUCACGUUGAAGACACCCCCGUUUGUUUCUCGAGAAACAGUUCUCUCAGUUCUCUAAGCAUUGAUUCUGAAGACGACCUGUUGCAGGAGUGUAUAAGUUCUGCAAUGCCAAAAAAGAAAAAGCCUUCAAGACUCAAGGGUGAUACUGAAAAGCAUAGUCCCAGAAACAUGAGCAGCAUAUUAGCAGAAGACUUAACACUUGAUUUGAAAGAUAUACAGAGACCAGAUUCAGAACAUGGUUUAUCCCCAGAUUCAGAAAAUUUUGAUUGGAAAGCUAUUCAGGAAGGUGCAAAUUCCAUAGUAAGUAGUUUACAUCAAGCCGCCGCUGCUGCCUGUUUGUCUAGACAAGCUUCAUCCGACUCAGAUUCCAUCCUUUCACUGAAAUCGGGAAUCAGUCUGGGGUCACCAUUUCAUCUUACACCCGACCAAGAGGAAAAACCCUUUACAAGUAAUAAGGGCCCACGAAUUCUAAAACCCGGGGAGAAGAGUACAUUGGAAACUAAAAAGAUAGAAUCUGAAAAUAAAGGAAUCAAAGGAGGCAAAAAAGUUUAUAAAAGUUUAAUUACUGGAAAAAUUCGAUCUAAUUCGGAGGUUUUAAGCCAAAUGAAACAGCCCCUUCAAGCAAACAUGCCUUCGAUCUCUCGAGGCAGGACAAUGAUUCAUAUUCCAGGAGUUCGAAACAGCUCUUCAAGUACAAGUCCGGUUUCUAAAAAAGGCCCACCCCUUAAGACUCCAGCCUCCAAAAGUCCCAGUGAGGGUCAGACAGCCACCACUUCUCCUAGAGGAACCAAGCCAUCCGUGAAGUCAGAAUUAAGCCCUGUGACCAGGCCGGCCCCCCAGCCAGCUGGGGCAAAUAAAGGGCCAUCUAGAUCAGGAUCGAGAGAUUCCACUCCUUCGAGACCUGCCCAACAGCCAUUAAGUAGACCCAUGCAGUCUCCAGGGCGGAACUCCAUUUCUCCUGGUAGGAAUGGAAUAAGUCCUCCUAACAAAUUAUCUCAGUUGCCAAGGACUUCAUCCCCUAGUACUGCGUCAACCAAGUCCUCGGGGUCUGGGAAGAUGUCCUAUACGUCUCCAGGCAGACAGAUGAGUCAGCAGAACCUUAGCAAACAAACGGGUUUAUCCAAGAAUGGCACUAGUAUCCCAAGAAGUGAGUCUGCCUCCAAAGGACUGAAUCAGAUGUGUAAUAGCAAUGGAUCCAACAAAAAGGUGGAACUUUCUAGAAUGUCUUCAACUAAAUCGAGUGGAAGUGAAUCCGAUAGGUCAGAGAGACCUGUAUUAGUACGCCAGUCAACUUUCAUCAAAGAAGCUCCAAGCCCAACCCUAAGGAGAAAAUUAGAGGAAUCUGCUUCAUUUGAAUCUCUCUCUCCAUCUUCUAGACCAGAUUCUCCCACUAGGUCCCAGGCACAGACUCCAGUUUUAAGCCCUUCCCUUCCUGAUAUGUCUCUAUCUGCACAUCCGUCCAUUCAGUCUGGUGGGUGGCACAAACUCCCACCUAAUCUCAGUCCCACCAUAGAGUACAAUGACGGAAGACCAGCAAAGCGCCAUGAUAUUGCACGCUCCCAUUCUGAAAGUCCUUCGAGACUUCCAAUUAAUAGGUCAGGAACCUGGAAACGGGAGCACAGCAAGCACUCGUCAUCCCUUCCUCGAGUAAGCACUUGGAGAAGAACUGGAAGUUCAUCCUCCAUUCUUUCUGCUUCAUCGGAAUCCAGUGAAAAAGCAAAAAGUGAGGAUGAAAAACACGUGAACUCGAUUUCAGGAACCAAACAAACUAAGGAAAACCAAGUAUCCACAAAAGGAACAUGGAGAAAAAUAAAAGAAAAUGAGAUUUCUCCCACAAAUAGUACCUCUCAGACCACUUCCUCAGGUGCUGCAAAUGGUGCUGAAUCAAAGACUCUAAUUUAUCAAAUGGCACCUGCUGUUUCUAAAACAGAGGAUGUUUGGGUGAGAAUUGAGGACUGUCCCAUUAACAACCCUCGAUCCGGGAGAUCCCCAACAGGAAACACGCCCCCCGUGAUUGACACUGUUUUGGAAAAGGGGAACCCAAACGCUAAAGAUGCAAAAGAUAAUCAGGGAAAACCAAGUGUGGGUAACGGCAGUGGCCCCGUACGCACCGUGGGUUUGGAAAACCGACUGAACUCCUUUAUCCAGGUAGAGGCCCCCGACCAGAAGGGAACGGAGGCAAAACCGGGACCGAGUAACCCUGUCCCUGCACCAGAGGCGAACGAGACUUGUGCAGCCGAGCGCACCCCGUUCAGCUCCAGCAGCUCAAGCAAGCACAGUUCCCCCAGCGGGACCGUCGCUGCCAGAGUGACCCCCUUUAAUUACAACCCGAGCCCUCGGAAGAGCAGCGCGGACGGCACGUCAGCCCGGCCGUCCCAGAUCCCCACGCCAGUGGCCACCGCCACGAAGAAACGGGAUUCCAAGACUGACGGCUCCGAGGCCGGCGGAACCCAGAGCCCUAAGCGCCAUUCCGGGUCUUACCUCGUGACGUCCGUGUGACAGCCGGGAUGGUGGCACUCGGGAAGCUGUCCGUCACAGCCGCUGUGUAGAAAUCCUGUUUCAGACGAAACUUUAAAACUGAAAAAUUGUGUAAAUAGGUUUGAUUGUUGGAGGGUUUGUUCUGGAAGCCAUAUUUGAUAGUAUCCUUUGUCUUCACUGGUCAUAUUUUGGGAAGCGCCCUUGGUAGUUAGGAAGAAGGUGGUAAAGCCAAGUAUAUUUGUACAGUCUGUUUGCCACGUAUUUAAGUAGCAUCCCUUCCCUCGCCCUUUAAUUAUUGCUUGUCCUAAAAUAAUGAACACUACAGAUAGAGGGUAUGAGAUAUUGCUGUCCUCAAUCAUUUCUAGAUUAUAAACUGACUAAACUGACAUCAGGGAGAAAUCUGUGUUUAUGCAAAAAAACAUUCUGUUUUAGUCCUCGUGAGUCCCUCUAACAUCACGAUUAAUCAUGUGGCUGUGAAAUUCACAGUAAUAUGGUUCCCGACGAACAAGUUUACCCAGCCUGCUUUGCUUUGCUGCAUGAAUGAGACUGAUGGUUCACCUUCCGAAGUAACGAUUAACAGUUCUGUGGUCACAUGUGCAUAGAGAUAGCUGCGUUGUAACACGCUACACUAUUUUGUGCUCAAAACAAAAAAAACAAAACAAAAAAUCUGUGUCACUGUAAAGCAUUGAAUGAAACUAUUUUACCUGAACUAGAUUUUAUCUGAAAGUAGGUAGGAUUUUGCUAUGCUGUAACUUGUUGUAUAUUCUGGUAUUUGAGGUGAGAUGGCUGCUCUUUUAUUAACGAGACACAAAUCGUGUCUCAACAGAAACUAAAUGAACAUUUCAGAAUAAAUUAUUGCUGUAUGUAAACUA
This is a messenger RNA of Nyctereutes procyonoides (raccoon dog), 9742 nucleotides long. RefSeq names its product APC regulator of WNT signaling pathway (gene APC). Gene Ontology annotation, biological process: nervous system development; regulation of cell differentiation; pattern specification process. Lineage: Eukaryota; Metazoa; Chordata; Mammalia; Carnivora; Canidae. Gene Ontology annotation, cellular component: cytoplasmic microtubule; beta-catenin destruction complex; catenin complex. Gene Ontology annotation, molecular function: gamma-catenin binding; microtubule binding; beta-catenin binding. Bases 303 to 8891 code for a protein of 2862 amino acids. The record is from RefSeq and is a predicted model, not a curated record. The transcript is spliced from 17 exons.